This is a messenger RNA of Triticum aestivum (bread wheat), 1410 nucleotides long. RefSeq lists its product as uncharacterized. The record is from RefSeq and is a predicted model, not a curated record. The coding region runs from base 176 to 1174 and encodes 332 amino acids. The transcript has 8 exons. Gene Ontology annotation, molecular function: protein binding. Lineage: Eukaryota; Viridiplantae; Streptophyta; Magnoliopsida; Poales; Poaceae.
AAAAGAAACCAAGGGGGAAAAAGUGACGACGUGGUUCCUCUCUGUGAGCUGUGACCGUCGUGAAAACCCCCUUCCGCCUGCAUCGCACCUCCGGGACCCUGACGGACGCCGGCCGAGGAAGCCCCCGAAUUCAGAGGAGAAGAGAAGAGAAGAGGAAGGGGCAGAUCUAUCAUCUAUGGGCAACUGCAAGAGUUCAUCUCGUGCACUGCUAGGAAAAGCCCAUGUUGUUCCGGAUGCUGAAUGGAGGAUGCAGGAUUUUGGAAAGACCCACGUUCCAGAUCUAGAAUGGAGGAUUCAUGACUUCUCAUCGCUGCUUGAGACGGGAGCUAAGGCAGCAACAUCUGCCACUUUUCACUGCUCUGGGUAUAACUGGCAGCUGCAAGUGAUUCCAAUGCAUAAAGGAACUGGUUAUGAAACGCCAUAUGUUGCUCUUCGUCUUAUGACAUCCCCAGAAAGGAUGGUGCCAGGUCACACGAUGCAUGUGGUUUUUGAAUUGUCAAUAUACAACCAUUCAAAAGGAAUGUACUGUGGAUGCAAAGCUAGCUACAACUUUCAUUUCAAGAAUAGCUACUCGAAGGAGCAUUGCUUGAUUCUUCUUCAGGAGCUACUGAAAUCAUCUGCUUUUCUAGUUGAUGAUAGUUGUGUCUUCGGUGUGGACAUAUUAAAAAUUGAUGUCUCUUCUCCUGAAAAGAAGGCUGUUGUGGUUCAGAAGAAGGCUACCACAGUUCAAAACCUCUUCCUUCAGAAGAAGGGGUUCGUCAAAGGGACAUACACUUGGAACGUGAACAACUUCCUUGAACUGGACACGGAUAACUUUGUCCGUUCUCCUACAUUUGAAGUUGGCGGGCAUAAAUGGUACGUCGGCAUGUAUCCGCAUGGUGACAAAUACAGCACUGAUUGCAUCAGCUUGUACUUAUGCCUGGAUGCCUCGGAUGAGCUCCGUCUCGACUCCGAGAAGGUGUUUAUAAUGACUCUAUCCAUCCUGGACCAAAAGAAUGGGAAACACUUGACUGCAACUUCAGGUCUCUGGGUAUGUAAUAAAGGAUGCGGAUGGGGAUGGCCUAACUUCUUUGGACUCAAGAAACUCAAGGAGCCGUCGGGAGGCUAUGUUGUGGGAUCGAGCUGCGUUGUGAAGGCAGAUGUUACCAUCAUUGGUUCAUCCAAUGAUGGCUAGAUGUUUUUACCUCAUGGCCUGAUGGAGAGAUAAUGCUCUUUAAUCCUAGUAGCUACUAAUAACCAGACUUAUAUAUGAGACAAUGUUGUGGUAGCAGUUCUAAGAACUUGUGGAAUGAUUAGUAGUAGUAAUGGGCCGGAUUUGAGAAGUGAGAUGAUUUCACGCAUAUAUAUUUCUAUGUAUAUGUGUCGGACAGAAAUAUGUUACUGGAAGUACUUGUAUAUGCAUGGAUGACA